ACUUAAAUCAUGAAGGUUGCCUUGUUUCUUCUUGCUGUACUACCAUUUACACUGGGAGCCAGCAUUGGUGAAAAAAGAUUCAUAGAAUCGUUACUUGGUGGAUAUGACAUCCUAGAUUUAGCCAAACAGUUGCUCAGUCAGUUUGGAUGUGAUGAAACUGAGGCACAGUGUGAAACCGCACUUUGCCCGCAACUUUUAAACCCUAUUGACCACAGCAACCAACUUAUUACCGGUCUCGUCUGCAGUGGUGUUUGUAAAGAAGCUCAGGUGCUUGCCAAGAAUUUUGGAACUGGAUCGUCGACUGGGGUAGAUCCUUGUACUGGUGGUGGCCUCACAGGUGUUCUUGGUGGAUAAAAAGGAUAUGCUCUGCAAUGCUUCAUUAAAUUCAGUAUUAACCUAAGCAGCUGAAAUAAAGAUUUCAAAAUAUC
Molecule: messenger RNA, 428 nt
Organism: Mercenaria mercenaria
Lineage: Eukaryota; Metazoa; Mollusca; Bivalvia; Venerida; Veneridae
Exons: 3
Coding region: 10-354 (114 amino acids)
Source: RefSeq, a predicted model, not a curated record